Molecule: messenger RNA, 1080 nt
Organism: Parascedosporium putredinis
Lineage: Eukaryota; Fungi; Ascomycota; Sordariomycetes; Microascales; Microascaceae
Source: the annotation of a GenBank genome assembly
AUGGCGAACGGCGAAUACGUGCCGGGGAGCUACUACUUCUAUGCCCCUAACAAGGGAGCUCCUAUUUUCUUCACCAUCGCCUUCUUCUGCACCGGUGCCUUUCACCUGUAUCAAAACAUAAAAUACCACUCGCUCAUUCGCACCAUCUUCUUCCCUUUCUGCUCUCUCCUCUUCACCGCCGGAUUCGCUCUCAGGAUAUACGGCUCCCACCACUUUGACGACCUCAACGUCUACAUUGCCAGUAUCUGUAUCAUCUACGCAGCUCCCCCUCUCCUCGAGCUCCAAAACUACAACAUCCUCGGCCGCAUCCUCUACUAUGUCCCCUACCACUCCCCCAUCCACCCCGGCCGCGUCCUAUCCACCUUUGCCUUCAUCUCCGGCAUCAUCGAAGCCCUCAACGGCUGGGGCGCCUCCCUAACCGCCAACCAAUCCCUCAAGCAAUCCACCAUGGACGUCGGCCACAUCCUCAUCAAGACCGCCCUGCUCAUGCAGCUCGCCGUCGCCGCCUGCUUCCUCGUCCUCGCCGGCACCUUUCACCGCCGCUGCCGCGCCAACGGCAUCCGCGACCCCCGCGUCCAGCAGCCCCUCUGCACCCUCUACGCCAGCAUGGCCCUCAUCGUCGUCCGCACCAUCUACCGCGUCGUCGAGUACUUUGGCGUCGCCUCCCUCCGCUACGCCGACCCGGACUUCGAUCCCACCACCAUGACCCCGCUCAUCCGCUACGAGUGGUGGUUCUACGUCUUCGAGGCCUCCCUCAUGCUCAUCAACCUCGUCAUGAUGAACGUCCGCCACCCCCGCAAGUGGCUGCCCCGCAGCAGCGACACCUACCUCGCCGUCGACGGCGUCACCGAAAAGGAUGGGCCCGGCUGGAAAGACCCCGCCCCUUUUUGCAAACUGUCGUCGAUCCCUUUGAUCUCGUCGGCUUGGCCAAGGGCGGCCGCGCGGGGCUGCCCAAGUUUUGGCUGGAGGAUGGGAUCGGUGGUCCGCAAAAGGCGCAGAGCGUUUGAGUCGUUGAUCGUUAGGCUCGAAGAGUUUUUAGUUGGGACGGAGGAGAGAUGGGAAGGGAGAGGAGGUUACUAG